This is a messenger RNA of Strongylocentrotus purpuratus (purple sea urchin), 6017 nucleotides long. RefSeq lists its product as uncharacterized. The record is from RefSeq and is a predicted model, not a curated record. The coding region runs from base 1063 to 2271 and encodes 402 amino acids. NCBI's taxonomy places the organism in Eukaryota, Metazoa, Echinodermata, Echinoidea, Camarodonta, Strongylocentrotidae. The transcript has 4 exons.
CUUGGUAUUUAUCGUGAAUAGCUUACUGCGAGCCUGAGCAAAGCUUCUGUUUGCAAAGAGGCGUGAGGACCCGAUGGGUGGAGUAUAUCAGUGAGGAGACUUCGCUCGAUUAACAUCUAACGAAAGAGAGGUUGAAGAUGCUUGCUUCGCUCUCCUACAGAAGGCAUAAUUUAAACGACAAGCGGUUGGAAUACUAUUUUUGAAAAGGAAUAAACCCCUGCGAGGCUGGAGUCCCCUCGCUGCAGCCUCCCCUGUCCGCCUGUGCAUGCCUGGAUCUAUAUAAUACUUGAGGUCAGCAUACCAGGUAGUCGGAAAACAUCAUCGCUCAGCGACCACAUGCUCGCGGGUUAUUCAUCUUUGAACUUGGCUCACCAUGAGCCGAAUGCAACGAGGAACGUUAUCAUAGAUACGACAUAUCACUAAGUAUCUGGUCGGGAAUUGAUAUGUGUUAAACGUGAUUUACCAACAUCUUUAAGGAAUGCUUAUGAAGAGGAAAUAUUAACACAAACGCAACGUCACUGGAAGUUUCACAGCGUUUUUGGAAUACGGAUUUUGAUUUCCUUUCGGCGGGAUUCACGAGAAGACGGCAGAUCUCGAUCGGAGGUCGUUUGUCGUCUUGAUUCUAGCGUCUCAGAGUUGAGAUGACCUUUGAUCUAUUUUGACGAUCACCGGGAGCACAUGAUUGAGUGAAGGUUCCUUCUAGGGUGCAGCCAAUGUACGUCCUAUCCGUUGACUCAUAGAUGGAUGUUUUCCACGAUCGUGUGCUGCUUUUAAGAACUCGAGAUGGCGUCCUUUCAUAUCAUCAAGUUCCUAAGGCCGAGAUGAGCUAGCGAAUACGAUUGAGGAUGAUAUUCUGACAACGCAUCAUAAACAUCAGAUGGAAUGAAUUUUGUCUUCUUUUAAUGGUGUACAGGACACUGAUCAUUCGCUGACGUACAUUUCAAUUUUUGUAGUGUGUUAUAUAUUGGCUUCCCUGUGGAUAGGCAAAACGUGAUUGAUGUUGCUGAAACUGAGGAGGAUUGUCGACUUAGAUUCUCCAAGAGCUACUGAAAGAUCAUCCAAAUGAUCAGCAAAUUCGCUAAUUUACCCCGCCAGCACCUUAGUCAGCACUAUCACAUGCACCCUAGACGUCCAACCCACACCCACACCAACAACCAACACUACCACAACCACCAUCAAUACCACAGCAACCACUCCAACCACUUCAGCGACAUGAAUCAGCCACCAAACACUUUCGACGGCCCGAAGGCCAUCAACAACCACAACGGCAGUAACAACAUCAGCAACAGCGGCGGAAACAACAGCAACGACGUCGAACUCAUGAUGGAGCUGCCGCCGUCAUCGCCGAUCUCGCAGGCAAGUCACGUCAGCCACGCCACCAUCCACAGAUCCGUCAGUCAAACGAAUAAUGGCAUCAACGGCGUCAACGGCGUUGGGAGCGUCCUCCAAGGACGUUCUUCGCGCCUUGCCAGCGCUACAGAAGACCUCACAAUCAUGCACAAACCACACAGCCUCAGCCUCUCCCGCGCAACGCUUACAAGUAAAGAAUUCGGCGUGGAGAAGUCUCUCACAUCUAUGGGUAUCCUAGCGCUGAUAGCCAUCAUCAUUACAUCUCUAUCUAUCGUCUUACUUAUUCAGUUUAACUCAAUGCAGAGCCAGAUAUUGACUGAUGGAGCCGUAGAGGGAGUGACUGGUACCAGAUGGUAUUCAGAUAUUUUAGACUCGGGUGUGGUCCUUGUGAGCUUCUGCCUCAUGCUGAACUUAUGUUGUGUGGUCGUCUGCACGGGACAGAGCUAUUUCACGGCGAAAAUGUUAAAGCUACCUCAAGGAGAAGAAAGAUCAUGUGACUUUCUAAAGAAUACCUCUGGCUCACGGUUCCUCGCUGUCUGUUCGUUCUUCGUAUCCAUACCAAUCUUUCUUGUCGCUCUUAUACUUUACAUUCUCCUCGAGUUCCGAACGAUACCCGCCACCGUGUCUAGCGCCCUCAUCGGGUUGGCCAUCCUCUUCAUGAUCUUCAGUUUUGGGCACAACGUACAUCUAUGGCAACGUGAACAGUCGUUGAUCAACAAGCGGCACGCCCCGCCACCGGGUGUCUUUACCGGCAUGAACGGAGGACCUUUCCAUAGCAACCAACGCCAGCAGUAUUCAAAUCACAACAACCAUCACACGGACAAUGAUGGACACCGAUUCGCCUAUUCGAAUCAUGCGACAGAUAGUGGCGAUACCGCUCUCGAUCCAAUGAGUGUCAGUAAUCUAUCGACGCUCGUCUGACGGUGACUUACCAAACCAAGCCCAAGAUUAGCUUUCAGUACUUCAUCUUCCAAAUAAUACAAUUCUUCCUUCAGAAUAGAGUGGUAAUAAGAGUUCCAAUUGAUGUUCCAAUUGAUGUUUUAAAACUAUACACCUUUUCAGAUCUAUGUUCUUAAAAAUUGGACAGCCCUGAAAAGUGUCAUCUUUAAAGGUCCCAAUGUAUUCGAGGAUUGGACAUUUUCACAUUAAUUAUGUAGCUUCUGUUAUUUGACAACUAUGACGGAUGAAAAUAAAGCAGCUGAAAGACAGUGUCAGAAGAAAGAUAACCAUUUGUGUUCCAAAGUCGUGGACAACUAUUGGGCUGGCAUAAAUAGUAGUUCUUGAUAACAGUCUAUGCUGUCUAUCAAACUCUUCGACUUACGACAACAAUGGCAAGUCUUUUUGUUUAGCAUGAACAAAUUAAAUAACGUAUUCUUCUCUAUAAAAUUCUAGUGAAGGCACAAGAACAAUUUGCAUUGACAUUAAAGCACCUGUAGCAUUUCAUUGACAAAAGAAUCAAGUUUAUUUUACACCCUUCCUAGCAACAUUUAUCAUGUUUAUAACUGACUCUGCAUAAAUUUGAUUUGAUAAUACACUAUGAAUCAAAUUUUUACAUUGCAUAAAUUAUAGGCAAUGUUGCUUUCUAAGCUUCAAGGCUGUAAAACGUCUCGGCUGGAAAAAGUAGACAAGGUGAUGAAUUUCGUCCAAUUGAUUUGAAUAGCACUUACUAUAAUACAGCCUUUCUAUGAUACUUUGAGUUUAUUUUUUUUAUAAGCAUUCUCCAUUUUUAUAAACCAGUGCGCUUCCAGCUUUCAAAUCCGUACCAAUUUAAUGGAAUUUCAUGCAAUGGGGUAGUAAAUAGUUGUUUGUAUUUACUAGCUCAUUGCUAGCAGUCCAUAAUCAAAGUAUUCUUGGCUUGGUUUGGUAGAGUCCACGUUUCUUGUAGAUAGUUAACUGUUUAUAGUUAUCCGAUUAUUGGUUCAUCUAACUAAAAUACAACUUGUACUCAGUGUGGCGAGUUCUCAUAAUGGGCAAUUCCACUGGCAAAGGUGCUAACGAAAUUACACAUCCCUGAGAGGUGAUGUGAUCUAGUGGUUUAGUCACCGGAUUGAGGAUCACAAAGUAUCAUGCGUGGUUCGAAUCACCGCCACCGUGGUCGCGGCACCAACGUCCUAAUCAGAGGCCCAUUCUCACUUCUGUCCAAACAUCGCGAUUUUACUAUCUUCCCGAUGUCACGAUGAAAGUUGCUGAACAACUUCCACUGUAACAUCGCGAUAUUAGUAACGUUAGUUUGGGCCGCAGAAUGGGCCUCAUACGUUUAAACUUGCAACAAACAAAAAAAUUGCAUUCCUAACAUUUCAGUCCAUUAAGUUAUUUACAGUUUGGUUUUUACUUCAUGUGAUGAAGAUUUUUGUGCAAAAAAAAAAGAAGAAAAUCAUAAGAAUUCGAAACAAUCGUGUCAGUUAAAACAACCGGACUCUUAUAAAGUGUUAUCGACUAUUAUCAUGUGGAAUUGCCCAUAAUCAUAAUUACUACUAAACCUCACUAAUACAUCGUUUGCAGUGAAGAAUUGCCUUAUUAUGAUAACAAACUAUUAAAGCAUUGCUCUGCCAGUAUAUGAUUGAAUGAAAGCAAGACUAUGACCACAACAAUUACAGUAGAUAAUGUUCUCAUUUUCAAGAACUAUUUUGAUAUUUUAGUAAAAAGUAGUGGAGUGAUGCCUCAUUGGUUGAAAGCCAUUUCCGAUGUUUCUUUUCCUGGAAAUUAUUUAGUAAAUUAUAAUAAAACACGAAAAGGGGGACAAUCGAGGUGAUAAUGUGGGAUAAAAUAUAGCAUUUUGAAGUAUUUCACUCUCAUUUGACAUUUGUUAUCGCUCGAACUUAUUCAAUUUUUGAAUAAGCAAAGAUAACUUUGUCUGGAAUAAACCCAAAUCAUUAACCUUGUUCACCAUAUAGACUUACUAGAAUACUAGAUCUAUGAUUCAAAAUUAUAACGGGAUCUAUGUUAUGAAAACCCGUGCGUGAUCAAUGCUGCUUUAAAUUUAUUUGGUAAUUCAGAGUACUCAAACAAAAUAAAUGAAACGAACCCUUUUGCAGAAAAACAGUGUUCAAGUCAUUUUAAUCUUAAUCAUAAAACUACAUACAAUAUGAUAAUUACGUAUUGUGGUCAUCACAUAAUACCUGUAGCCACAAUCGAAAUACUUCCAAGCCAGUGUAGACGAAUUCGUGAUGUACUUUUAAAAAUACAAAUCCAUCAAACAAAUCAUUUUACUUACAAUAGUAGCAUUGUCUAUAAUCAGUGUAAUGGUAAGAUGUUGAGGGCAUAAUAAUCUGGGCCCCGUCUUACAAAGAGUAACGAUUGAUCCAAAUCAAUCGUAAGUCCUCCGAUCAAUCGUAAGUUUGCAGUCUCCUGUCUCUUAUGUAGUAGUUGCGAUUGAUAUCAAUCGCAAAUAAGUUGCGAUUGAUAUCAACUCCUUUUAAGACGGGGUCCCGAUUUACUUUCCAAAAUAUAAAAUGCAUGAACAUGGUGAAUAUAUUUGUAUCUUCAUGCUUGCAAGAGUCCAUAAUUACAAAAAUGAGGUAUCCGAACACAUCGAAAAGAUUGGCGUAAAAGCAACCUAAGGUAAUUUCAAUACCCUUGUCCAACACAUAUUGAAAUGUGCGGACAUGACAAUGAGGUAUUACGUAAUCCGAACAUGAUUUAUGUGGGAUAUGCAAUAUGGCAUUGCAAUUGCACUUGAGUUGGUUUUCCGAAAGCCUUCGCAAUCGUGUGUUCUAUGCAUAAAGCCCAGCACCGCACACUUUACGAUCUCACUACGAUCCGCAAGUUUGGAGGACUUUGCAAAAGCAUUUGUUAUGAACCUUCAUACCUCUACAAUCUUAAUAAUCGAUGAUUUGAAUAGUCAUAAUGAUUAAUACAAAAUUAUAUUUCAAUGGAUUUCAGGCUUCCUUUUUCAGGAAUAGCUAGAUCGGCUCCGAAUUGUAGUGACGUCAUAUCAGUAAUGCGAUUGUCUACGAUCUGAGGCCGAUUCGGCUAUUAUUCAGACCAGGUGUUUUAAAUGCACCGAAAUUUCGGAUGUUGGUAUUCUCAUUAUUAUUUAGAACCUAUAAUUGUGAAUUUAUAAGGAAAACGACGUUUAUUAAGAUUUCUAAAUGGAUAUUGAUAUCUAUUCGAAAAGCGGAUCGCGGGAAAAUCGCAUAGCGUGCGGUGGGCUUUAUACGCUGUUGUGUUACACAGAGAAGAGAGUACUAGGUUAUGAGAAACGAAUGUUCGUAACAAUUCAUUCAGACGCAGGAUUUCUUUCAUAAGUUGCAAGUAUAUCGAGAAUCAUCGCGUCUAAUUUAAUUCAUCUUUGCAAUAAACAAACCCCGUAUACGAGUAAGUGCAUCACUGUUGCGAAGCUACGUGAUAGUAGAAAUCUUUAAAAAGUUAUGGACAAUAAUAUGAUAUUGCUCGUGAAGGCACUGUCAUGUGACCGUAUAAUGUCCAUUCGAUACAAAUGAUUUAAGAUAAGAAUCCCUCUUUUUGUUGCACAUAAAAAUUAUUUACAUUCUCAUUUCUCAAAGGCGUCUACAAAAAGUCAUAAAUAAGAUCUACGAAUACAAAAACUGACAAAGCUGAAAGAUUGAAGAAAUAACGUAAAUAAUGUUUCACAUAUUUACAAUUGUACAGUUAUCGCUAUUUUAUAUACGAAUUAAAUGCUAAUUAAAUAUUGUAAUACAAACAUG